GUGCAAUUAUUAGUUUAUAGAAUGGUAAUACAACAUCAUCCUCUUAAAAAGUUAUCGCGAUAGCACAUGUGAAUGACUUAUAGCGAUGGCACUCAAUGACAUUUAGGGUUUCGGGUAAACCCUAGAAAUAAAUGUUCUUCCAUUCAACCAAACGUUCUUUGUGAUACGAAGUUGACAAAUUACAGGCGGAGAGGAGGGGAGAUGGGGGCUUAUAAGUACGUUGAGGAGCUAUGGAAGAAGAAGCAAUCGGAUGUGAUGAGGUUCUUGCAGAGGGUGAGGUGCUGGGAAUAUCGACAACUUCCUGGCAUAGUGAGGGCGAACAGGCCCACAAGGCCUGAUAAGGCCCGACGUCUUGGCUACAAGGCCAAACAGGGUUAUGUCAUUUACCGUGUGAGAGUCAGACGUGGCGGCAGGAAAAGGCCUGUUCCUAAAGGUAUUGUUUAUGGUAAACCAACCAACCAAGGUAUUACACAGCUCAAAUUCCAGCGCAACUUGAGAUCUGUGGCAGAGGAGCGAGCUGGUCGUAAGCUUGGCGGACUAAGAGUUUUGAACUCUUACUGGAUAAAUCAGGACUCAACCUACAAAUAUUUUGAAAUAAUUCUUGUUGAUGAAGCACACAAGGCUAUCCGAAAUGAUCCUAGAAUAAACUGGAUAUGCAAUCCUGUUCACAAGCACAGGGAACUUCGAGGACUAACAUCUGCCGGGAAGAAGUACAGGGGUCUCCGAGGAAGAGGACACCUCUUCCACAAGAAUCAGCCUUCUAGGCGUGCUACAUGGAAGAGGAACAACAGUCUUUCUCUUCGACGUUACCGAUAGGUUGCAGGUCCUUGAUAGGCUAUUAUCAGGGAAUUUUAUUGAGAUCUAUAUUUUUAUAUUUCUUUGUGCCAUUGUUGAGACAGCUGGCAAGGUUUUUGUAGAACUCAGUGGUCAUUUUUUGAUUAUCUCAACAAACAAUUAAAUGGGAUUACUGUCAACAGAAUUUUGUAAUGACUUCCUUUGAAAAAUGUUUUUGUAAGACCAAAAUGUAUUUUAUUUUACUGAUAGUUUGUAUAGGAUUUCUUAAUGCAACAUCAGCCUGGUUCUAUUAUUUGUUUUA
Cryptomeria japonica (Japanese cedar) is the source of this 1096-nucleotide messenger RNA. RefSeq names its product large ribosomal subunit protein eL15z. Gene Ontology annotation, biological process: cytoplasmic translation. The transcript is spliced from 4 exons. Lineage: Eukaryota; Viridiplantae; Streptophyta; Pinopsida; Cupressales; Cupressaceae. The record is from RefSeq and is a predicted model, not a curated record. The coding region runs from base 202 to 816 and encodes 204 amino acids. Gene Ontology annotation, cellular component: cytosolic large ribosomal subunit; ribosome. Gene Ontology annotation, molecular function: structural constituent of ribosome; RNA binding.